UGAGGCAAAUACACUCCAGCACACACCAUGCUGCUCAAACCUGCUGCUCUGCCAGGCUUGCUCUGCUUUCUCCUCCUGCCCAGGUUCUCCUGCUCCUGUCCUAGUCGCUGCCUCUGCUUCAGGACCACAGUGAGAUGCAUGCAUCUGAUGUUGGAAACCAUCCCCGAUAUCCCACCUCAGACAAGCAUCCUAGAUUUACGCUUCAACCACAUCAAGGAGAUCCAACCCGGAGCCUUCAGAAGACUGAAGAACCUCAACACGCUGCUGCUGAACAAUAAUCACAUAAAGCACAUUGUGAGAAGAUCCUUUGAAGAUCUGGAGAACCUGAAAUACCUCUACCUGUAUAAAAACGAGAUUCAGAGCAUCCAGCAACAUGCCUUCAAUGGGCUGCGCUCUCUGGAACAGCUGUACCUGCAUUUCAACCACCUGGAAAGCCUGGAAUCGGAGACUUUUAGUGACCUGCCUAAACUUGAAAGGCUAUUCUUGCACAACAACAAGAUUUCCAGGAUUCAUCCAGGGACAUUCUCUCAACUGGAAUCCCUCAAACGGCUGCGGCUGGACUCCAACGCCUUGCUCUGUGACUGUGACCUGAUGUGGCUGGCCGAGCUGCUGAAGGGCUAUGCAGAGCAGGGCAGCAGCAUCCAGACUGCAGCUACGUGCGAGGCACCCCGUGAGCUGCACGGCCGCUCCAUCAUCACCCUCACUGCCCAGGAGUUCAACUGCGAGAGGCCUCGAAUAACCUCAGAGCCCCACGAUGUCGACGUCCUCUUGGGAAACACAGUUUAUUUCACCUGCAGGGCAGAAGGCAACCCAAAGCCUGCGAUUAUUUGGCUGCACAACAAUAACGAGAUUGACAUGAAAGAUGACAACCGCCUGAACCUGUUACAAGAUGGUACCUUGAUGAUCCAGAAUACCAAGGAGUCAGACAAAGGCGUCUACCAGUGCAUGGCCAAGAACGUGGCUGGGGAGGUCAAGACACAAGAAGUCGUGCUGCGCUACUUUGGCACGCCAUCCAAGCCCACCUUUGUGAUCCAGCCACAGAACACUGAAGUGCUGAUCGGGGAAAGCGUCACCUUGGAGUGUGGGGUCUCCGGGCACCCAAACCCUCGCAUCAGCUGGACCCUGGGCACGGGCUCUCCUUUACCGCAGGAUUCUCGCUUUGCCAUCACCAGCUCUGGAGGCCUCUUCAUUCAGAACGUCACCUUCUCGGACCAGGGGCAGUACCACUGCAAUGCCACCAACACCGAGGGAUCCAUCCAGGCCACAGCAAGGAUCAUAGUGCAAGAUUCUCCCAGGUUUCUCCUCGUUCCCAGUGAUCAGACAGUAACUGAGGGACAAAGUGUGGAUUUCCCCUGCUCUGCUGAGGGUCACCCUCCACCUGUGAUAGCCUGGACGAGGGCAGGUGGGCCACUACCGAGUGACCGGAGGCACAGCAUCCUCUCCACUGGUACCCUGCGGGUGAUGAGGGUAGCUCUGCAUGACCAAGGCCAGUAUGAAUGCCAUGCCAUCAGUGCCAUCGGUGUGAGGACCCUCCCAGUACAGCUGUCAGUGACCCCCCGAGUGAUACCUGUGUUCCUCCAUCCCCCCCAAGAUGUGAUGGCAGAGACAGGCCAGGAUGUGUCCAUUGCCUGUGCUGCUCAAGGAGAUCCACGUCCCACCAUAACCUGGGUGAAGGAAGGCAUCCAGAUCACAGAGAGUGGCAAGUUCCACAUAAGCCAAGAUGGGACCCUUUCCAUUCAAGAUCUCGGCGUGGCUGACCAGGGCAGAUACGAGUGCAUAGCAAGAAACCCCUUUGGCUUCACCUCCAGCGCUAUGCAGCUCACCAUCACUGCCACGGAUGUGGGUCGGAGCGGCGACACGUUUGUAGCCACAUCAAUACGAGAAGCCAUCAGCAGCGUGGACCACGCCAUCAAUUCAACACGCACGGAGCUCUUUAGCAAGCGCCCCAAGACACCCAAUGACUUGCUGGCUCUGUUCCGUUACCCCCGGGACCCCUACACCAUUGAAACAGCCAGGGCAGGUGAGAUCUUCGAAAGGACCUUGCAGCUGAUUCAGGAACAUGUGCAACAAGGGCUGAUCGUGGAUAUGAACGUCACAGGCUAUCGGUACAAUGACUUGGUGUCCCCUCACUACCUGAACAUGAUCGCCAACCUGUCGGGCUGCUCUGCCCACCGCCGCACACCGAACUGCUCGGAUAUCUGCUUCCACAAGAAGUACAGGACCCACGAUGGCUCUUGCAACAACCUCCAGCACCCAAUGUGGGGUGCAUCCCUCACAGCCUUCCAAAGGCUCCUCAAACCUGCCUACCAGAAUGGAUUUAACCUCCCGAGGGGUUUUUCCUUGGCAGAAGAUGCCAGGGACCUUCCCCUUCCUCUACCUCGCCUUGUCUCCACCACCAUGAUCGGGACUGAGACCAUCACCCCCGAUGAUCAGUUCACGCACAUGCUCAUGCAGUGGGGCCAGUUUCUGGACCAUGACAUGGACCAGACGGUGGCAGCCAUUAGCAUGUCCCGCUUCUCAGAUGGAGCACCCUGCAGCGAGGUGUGCACCAAUGACCCACCUUGCUUCUCCGUCAUGGUCCCUGCCAAUGACCCCCGUGUGAGGAAUGGGCGCUGCAUGUUCUUUGUCCGCUCGAGCCCUGUAUGUGGCAGUGGGAUGACCUCCCUACUGAUGAACUCUGUCUAUGCCAGAGAGCAGAUCAACCACUUGACGUCUUACAUUGAUGCUUCCAAUGUUUAUGGCAGCACAGAGCAGGAAUCGCGGGAGCUGCGGGAUCUGAGCAACCAAAACGGGAUGCUGAAGCAAGGGCAAGUUGUGCCCAGCUCGGGGAAGCAUCUCCUUCCCUUUGCUGUGGGGCCACCCACUGAAUGCAUGAGAGAUGAGAACGAGAGCCCCGUGCCGUGCUUCCUGGCAGGAGACCACCGUGCCAAUGAGCAGCUGGGUCUCACAGCCAUGCACACGCUGUGGUUCAGGGAGCACAACCGCAUCGCCAAGGAGCUGUCGGCCCUCAAUCCCCACUGGGAUGGGGACCUCCUGUAUCACGAGGCACGGAAGAUUGUGGGUGCCCAGAUGCAGCAUAUCACCUAUGCCCAGUGGCUCCCCAAGGUCCUUGGGGAAGCUGGGAUGAAGAUGCUGGGUGAGUACAAAGGCUACGACCCCAAUGUCAAUGCAGGGAUUCUCAACGCCUUUGCCACCGCUGCCUUUCGCUUCGGGCACACCUUGAUCAACCCCAUCCUGUACCGGCUGAAUGAAACCUUCCAGCCCAUCCGCCAAGGCCACAUCCCCCUGCACAAGGCCUUCUUCUCCCCUUUCAGGAUCACGCAGGAGGGUGGGAUUGACCCUCUCCUCCGCGGGCUCUUUGGGGUUCCUGGGAAGAUGCGGGUACCCUCUGAACUCCUCAACAUGGAGCUGACGGAGAAACUCUUCUCUAUGGCACAUUCUGUCUCAUUGGACUUGGCUGCUAUCAACAUCCAGAGAGGGCGAGACCAUGGUAUCCCACCUUACAAUGACUUCAGGGUCUUCUGCAACCUCUCAUCUGCACACGAGUUUGAGGACCUCAGGAAUGAGAUAAAGAACCUGGAGAUCAGAGAAAAGCUCAGGAGUUUAUAUGGAACUACCAAAAACAUUGACCUGUUUCCAGCACUGAUGGUGGAGGAUCUUGUCCCUGGUACCAGAGUUGGUCCAACGCUCAUGUGCCUGUUAACGACACAGUUCAGAAGGCUGAGGGAUGGAGACAGGUUCUGGUAUGAGAAUCCUGGAGUCUUCACGCCAGCGCAGCUGACUCAGAUCAGACAGACAUCCCUUGCUCGUGUCAUCUGUGACAACAGUGACCACAUCCAACAGCUCCAGAGGGAUGUCUUCCGGGUGGCAUCGUACCUGCAGGGCAUGGUCAGCUGUGAAGAGAUUCCUACAGUGGACCUCCGCUUGUGGCAGGACUGUUGUGAGGACUGCCGGACACGGGGGCAAUUCAGGGCUCUUUCUCAGCGCUUCCGAAGCAAGAGGUCUCCUGGCUUUAGCUACCCAGAGGAGAACCCUGCCAAGCAGAAGUCUGCCUUGCCCAGAAAUGAGGCACCUUCUCCAGGCCCUUCCUCCAGAGGGAAUCUCGAGUCCCUUGUGGCUGAACUGGAGAAGACAGUCGCUUCCCUACGGAAACAGGUGAAUGCACUGGAGAGCCAGCUGAGGUGGCACCAUGGGAACACCAGCACACAUGGAUGGGGGAAGAAGACUGGAGAUAAAUGGAGAAGAAGAUGACCAUGUUGACUGUUUGUAUGAGGUGCCCUGUGACCUGCACUCCUGCUCUCCACCACCUGAUCCAAUGCACUCCUACAGGGCUCAGAAGCAGCAUUGUGAGACCCAACGAUGCUCUGCCUCCUCUCACACCCCCUGUACCACUCCCUGUCCCAGGACAACCGUACUCCUGCCUGUAUUGAACCCUCUGCACUGACUGCCUGGAAGCCCCUCACUCCUUGGACCUCCCCCUUUGGAUGAGCUCUGCCCUAUUUGAUGGUGAUUUGAUGCCACUUUCUUCUACAGUUCCCAGGAAAUGGAGAUCAACUGAAGCUGCUUUAGCGCUGUUCUGCUCUCCCCGUCCCACACAACGCUGUCAUUAACCACCACUCCUUGUUUGAAGUGUCCCAUGGGCACCCAACUGAAACAAUUCAUUAAGAGGCAAAACCUUUCUCUGUGGUGCCAGGAAGCGUCUGGAGAAGCCUAGAGAAAAACCAAUAGAAUGAAAUAAAGAUGAAAGCCAAAGCAAAUCCACAGCCAUCUCCUUGUGCCAAUGGAAAGAGCAAGAGGAACCUCAGGGUCAUGGCAAGCACCAUUUGAGCAGUCCCUGCCAGAAGCAGUGAGGUGAACCCAAGGUCUGGGAAGCUCCUGGGUGUUUGAGUGCUCCAGGAUGGCAUGGAAGAACAAGCAGACCACAGACACCCACUAUAAGCCAUGGCAAUCAUACCUGUUGGGUGAUGAGUGACACAUCCUCAGUUAUAUGACCCUGCAAGUGACCUGCCGUUAAACACCUAAAAACAUUCUCCUUGGCAUGACCCACAUUGUCCAACUUUCUGCCCCAUUCGGGAUUUAUGGUGUAUUUAUGGUGUUUUUUCCCUCCCCAAAAAGGCUCUUUGCUGGAAGAUGUAUUCUGAGUAUAAAUGUAACAGGACCUGGAACAGAGCCUCCAAUAAUUCCAUGUAAUGGGCAUUCUCAUUAGUAGAGGGGAGCUGCUGGUUUCUGUCAGUGCAGGAGAACACGAUGUGCAGUGUGUGACACACAGAUGAAUGCAAAGUGCUGUUUGUGUUUAUCACUCCCAGGAGCUAAGCCAGGACUAUGUCACCAGCUCCUCUGAACACGUCCUCUGGUUCUGUUGCUCUUUGAAGGUGCUUUUUAGUGGUGCUAAAACUAAAGGCCCUGUGUAUCCACCAGAGCCCUAUGGGCAGGGUGGGUUUAAUACAUCCUCAUAAGCUGCUCACAGGGACUAUACUUGAUCCAUCAGAUAUCUGUGCCAUCCUUAUCCUGCAUCCUCCUACCUACCUUCCCACACUGCAAGGACCAGAAACUGUUAUGAACAUGCUUUUUCUUUUCUCCUGUUUUAUUUUUAGGUGUUUUAUAGUACCAAAGGGCUACAAAGCAGCGGGGAUGCUCCUGGAACUGAAUAGGAAAUAAAAAGGAAUAGAAAAUAAAGAAGGUUGUGAUUUAUCAGCUAUUUCCUGGUGUGGGGCUCUGAGCUCUGUGUGUAUCCUAUGCAGACGCAGGCUUGCAGUGAUGAGCGUGUGUUAUGCAUGUCUGGGAAGUUCAGCUCAGAGGCAGUAUUUAGUCCUCAGGGAUGUUUGU
Melopsittacus undulatus (budgerigar) is the source of this 5826-nucleotide messenger RNA. RefSeq names its product peroxidasin homolog. Gene Ontology annotation, molecular function: peroxidase activity; protein binding; heme binding. The record is from RefSeq and is a predicted model, not a curated record. Gene Ontology annotation, biological process: response to oxidative stress. Bases 28 to 4251 code for a protein of 1407 amino acids. The transcript is spliced from 23 exons. Lineage: Eukaryota; Metazoa; Chordata; Aves; Psittaciformes; Psittaculidae.